This is a messenger RNA of Ogataea parapolymorpha DL-1, 744 nucleotides long. Its product is annotated as putative N-acetyltransferase. The record is from RefSeq and is a predicted model, not a curated record. The coding region runs from base 1 to 744 and encodes 247 amino acids. The transcript has a single exon. Lineage: Eukaryota; Fungi; Ascomycota; Pichiomycetes; Pichiales; Pichiaceae.
AUGAAGACUCCCAAGGUCGAAUUUCUGAGCUUUGCCGACUCCAAGAAAGCGGCGCGUACGCUAUACGAGUCCUUCGAUAAUGACGAUGUGGCACGGUACGUUUCGCGCCACCUGGAACACGAUCCCGAGCUCAGGGAGAAGUGCGACCUGCUCAUGUACGAAGCGUAUGUGCAUUCGCAUAUUCUGAAGGGUCUGGUUGUCGGGGUGAAGGGUGAAGACCACGAGAAUCACAAUACAUUUGAGACGGUCGCCGUUUUCGCGCACCCUGAAUCCGCCGUCGACGACUAUCUGACGCUUGUGCGGUCUGGAUUUGCCAGACUGGCCUGGCUGACGGGCGCAGAGGGCCGUCGUCGAGUGUUUGGCACCCUGUUCAAGGUGCUACACGAUAAUUAUGCGGACAUCAUGGCUGUGGACCCGGACGGAGCGAACACAUGGACCCUUGUGUAUCUGGGCUCUACCCCGCGCGCCCGUGGGAAGGGUAAUGUUCGCGCCGUCAUGGACUAUGUGUUCACCAACCACAUCGACCCGGCCAACGCCACAACGUAUUUGGAGAGCAGUUCGCUAAAAAAUCUCCCCAUCUACGCCAAGUUCGACUUUGUGCCUGUGGCUGAUAUCUGGCUGGGGGACAAGACAAACACGGCCGACAGGGCUCGGAUGGAUGUCAUGGUGAGGGGCCCAAAGGGGCAGCGGUGGAAGUAUGUUGACGAGAUCCGCAGAAAAUAUAACUACGAGCUGCCAAAUUAA